This is a messenger RNA of Pedinophyceae sp. YPF-701, 1062 nucleotides long. The record is from the annotation of a GenBank genome assembly. NCBI's taxonomy places the organism in Eukaryota, Viridiplantae, Chlorophyta, Pedinophyceae.
AUGGCAGGCGGAGCGCGGCAUCGCGGCUGGCCGAUAGCGACGUUGGCGGCGCUCUUCGUGUUGCUGGUGCGCCCGGCAGCGUCCAGCUGGGCCGACACGCAGCCCGGCUACCAGCAGUGCAUCACCGAGUGCUGGAACGACGGCUGCAUCGAGAGCUUCGUCGCCGAACCACUCUGCAGCGCCCCCUGCCUGCAUCCAACCGGGUCCGCGCGGGUCGGCCUGAUCGAGUGGGAGUGCAUGGCGGACUGCAAGGCCCUCUGCGCGGACGUGUUGCAAGUCCACUGGCGGCGCCAGUUCCAAGACCCGGGCUUCGCGGAGAAGUUCUACGGCAAGUGGCGCUUCCGCAGGGUCCUGGGCUUCUACGAGUUCGCCUCCGUCGUAUUCUCCUUCGGAAACCUCCUCGUGCACGUCGUCGGCGCCGCCGUGUGCCUCCGGCGCUUCUACCUCCGCCGGCCGCGCGGCGUCCCCGCGCCGCCCCUCCGGCAGUGCACCUGGCUCCUCAUCCCCACCACAAGUGUUUGUUGCUGGGCCAUGUCAAUUUGGUACCACUCGCGCUCCUCCCUGGACUCCCUCUGGCCCGAGACCGUCGACACGCUCACCGCGGCCAGCGCGCCCGCCGGCGCCGCCGUGCACGCCGUCGUCCGCGUGCCGGAGCUCUCCGGCGCCCCCGCGGCGCUCGCGGCCGUCGCGGGCGUCGCGGGAUACGUCCUCCACGUCGUGACGAUGCUGCGGGGCCGCGUCUGGGACCUCCCGCGGCAUAUCGUUGUCUGUGCGGUGCUGUACGGGUCGCAGGCCGUCCUGUGGUGGGCGUGGGCGGCGACGCACGGACGCACGCACCCGGGGGUGCGGUUACUGGUUGCGACGCACGCCGCGAUCGGCGCGUCGUUCCUGCUCGAGGCGUAUGACUUCCAGCCGCUGUGGGGGCUGUUUGACGCGCACUCGCUGUGGCACCUGGGGACGUUCGUGUCGACCCCGCUGUGGUACGCGUUCCAGUACGCGGACCUGCGGCAUCUCGAGGACGCCCGGGCCGCACCCCCAGAAGAAACCAAGAAACGAGAAUAG